GUGAUCUGAUCUUGACCAUGAGUUUAUUAUAUGGGGUAAUUGCAAACGACGCUACAACUACACUGCAGUCAACCUGUGAAAUUCUAUUCAUUCAAUUAAUUUAGUCGCCGUUAGUGUUUCAUCAAGUGUAGGUCUGAUUAUUUACUAACGUCUGCACAGUUCGCAAAGGAACGAUGAAGUCUAUUGGGUUGUCUGAAGUACUUUAUCCCAUCUCAAUCGUGUCAUUUGUGGCACAAGUGGCAGCGCAUCAUUUUAAAGUUGGCGAGAAUCUAAUUUAUGGUCAGGUCAAAGAGAAUGGUGCGUACCUGAUUGAAGGCAGAACUGAUCUACUCAUCUUUCAUCCGAAUAAAAACUCUGUGGUGAAUGGAAUGAAUUUUCAAAUUUCAUCUGGACGAAAUCUAAGUGUCGAAGCCGUCGUUUUUAAUGAGAAUUAUAGCAAAGAACGAAUGAAAGCGAUAAACUUUCUGCCCGUAAAAGUGGAUGACAUUUUUCCGAAUUUGAUUUUCUACGGUGUGUAUCGUUGUGCUGUUCAGAUUGUUACAAGGCAAAACUUCAAGAAUUUACAAAAAUUGCUGGCAUUGGACCUGGUUGUCAACAAUAUUAAAACACUCGACGAAGAUUCGUUCGAUGAUUUAACGAAUUUGAAAUCUGUUAAUUUGUUCCGCAACAAAAUCGAAAUUUUGCCGGACAAAAUUUUCCAAAAUCUGCACGAAUUAAGAUCGGUCGCACUAGGUGGCAAUCCGAUAGUUGCAUUGAACGAUGAACAUUUUAAAAAUAACAAAAAAUUGGAAUACUUCUCCAUACGGCAGAGUCGAAUUAAGUUCUUAAGUCCGACAAUGUUUGACGAGAUAAGAACGUUGCGGAGAGUUGAUCUAUCUGGAAAUGUGUGCAUCGAUAAGGAAUAUGGUACCAUUGUCACAAUCGAACAUGAAAGCAAUUCUUUGAAAUAUGUUAAAUUUACGGAAUUUAGUGAACAUUUGGAUAGAUUCAAAAGCUAUGUAACUGCAAACUGUUCGUACAAACUUUAAUAAAUUGGUUCGUCUUCAUG
Molecule: messenger RNA, 1048 nt
Organism: Bradysia coprophila
Lineage: Eukaryota; Metazoa; Arthropoda; Insecta; Diptera; Sciaridae
Product: toll-like receptor Tollo
Source: RefSeq, a predicted model, not a curated record